AUGACGGUGACCGGAGAAUCUCCGGACAUAGUUUCUUCCGACGUCGAAAGCAGUAGUAACGUUAAGAUCUGCAGCGACUGUUAUACAAGCAAGACGCCUUUCUGGAGAGCUGGACCGGCCGGUCCAAAGUCAUUGUGUAAUGCUUGUGGGAUUAGGAGUAAGAAGAAGAAGAUUGAUGUUUUAGGUUUGAACAAGAACUCGAUGAUCGUGAAAAAGAAAAAGGCGGCGCCGGCGAUGAAGAAUGAAGGAGGUGAAAAAGAGUGUUGCGAUUCUUGCAAAUCAUCAUCGGGAAAAUCAAAGGUGAUUAAGCUAUGGCCGAAAAUGGGAGAAGUAGAGAAAGCUGCCGUCAUAUUGAUGUCCCUAUCAUGGGGAUCUUUUGAUUCAUUUAUGAAUUUUAAUUAG
This is a messenger RNA of Impatiens glandulifera, 402 nucleotides long. Its product is annotated as GATA transcription factor 16-like. Gene Ontology annotation, molecular function: zinc ion binding; sequence-specific DNA binding. Bases 1 to 402 code for a protein of 133 amino acids. The record is from RefSeq and is a predicted model, not a curated record. NCBI's taxonomy places the organism in Eukaryota, Viridiplantae, Streptophyta, Magnoliopsida, Ericales, Balsaminaceae. The transcript is spliced from 2 exons. Gene Ontology annotation, biological process: regulation of DNA-templated transcription.